This is a messenger RNA of Pieris rapae (cabbage white), 6501 nucleotides long. RefSeq names its product JNK-interacting protein 3 (gene syd). Bases 256 to 3810 code for a protein of 1184 amino acids. Lineage: Eukaryota; Metazoa; Arthropoda; Insecta; Lepidoptera; Pieridae. Gene Ontology annotation, biological process: vesicle-mediated transport. Gene Ontology annotation, molecular function: kinesin binding; MAP kinase scaffold activity; JUN kinase binding. The record is from RefSeq and is a predicted model, not a curated record. Gene Ontology annotation, cellular component: cytoplasm. The transcript has 24 exons.
GAAAUUUUCACUGUAAAUACGUCAAUCAAUCAAAUGGUCUAAUCGUAUUUUUAUUUUUCUAUCUUCUUCUUUACAUAUAAUAUUUACAUAUUUUCUUUUCAAAUAACAAACAAUGAGUUGGUUAUAUAUUAUUAAUUUUGUUCUAAACAGUGAAGUGUAAAACUGUAAAAUGUCGCGUAAUAUUUAUUAAUUGCCUGUAAAAGGCACAUCGUAGUAGAAUUGUAUUAAAAUAUUAAGGAAAUUUCAUCUUCAACUAUGAAUUUCGACGAGUCAGCGAACAGCGACUAUGUCACGUCUGAAACAAUAUAUGGCACUCAUGAAGACUCUCACGUAGUGAUGUCAGAGAAGGUGCAGACGUUAGCUGGUAGUAUUUACCAAGAAUUUGAACGUAUGAUAGCUCGAUAUGAUGAAGACGUCGUGAAGACAUUGAUGCCCUUGGUGGUCAACGUACUAGAAUGUUUAGACUCCGCUUAUCAAACCAAUCAAGAGCAUGAAGUGGAGUUAGAGCUUCUGCGGGAAGAUAAUGAGCAACUGGUCACGCAGUAUGAACGCGAGAAGGCGGCGAGGAAGCAUGCGGAACAGAAGUUGUUGGAGGCUGAAGACCAUUAUGAAGGAGAGAGAAAAGACCUUACAAGCAGACUGGAGGCAUUGGAUAGUAUUGUCCGAAUGCUUGAGUUGAAGCAUAAGAACUCACUUGAUCAUGCAAGCCGUUUAGAAGAGCGUGAAAAUGAGCUAAAGAAGGAAUAUGCAAAACUUCAUGAACGUUACACAGAGUUAUUUAAGACACAUAUGGAUUACAUGGAACGCACUAAAUUAUUGUUAAGCUCCGCCAGUGACAGAAGUGAAGUCCGGGGUAGGCUUGGCCUAAAUCCAGUUGGAAGAUCUAGUGGUCCUAUAUCAUUUGGUUUUGCUUCACUUGAGGGCUCUGUAAAUGUUGUGGAACAGACGGAAAGUAUACCUGGAAGCCCUGUAAGCCUUUCAUCAUCUCCAUCUUCACCACCAAUUGGGUCUGAGUUAGCAGCUGUAAGAACAGUAGAAAGAGCUCAUCAGACUGAUCCUAUUACUCAACAAAGUCAGGCUACAUCACCAGUUGCACCGCUGCCUAGUACAGGAAAAUCGCAAACUAAGAGCGAAAAGCGAAGCGCCAAUACUCUGUAUCAAGAACUAGCCUUCCAUGAUACAGAUACUAGUAUUGUGGAGGGAGAUGACGGUGACAUAACAGGAAGCUGGGUGCAUCCUGGUGAAUAUGCUUCCUCAGUUAAUGAUAAUUACUUUGGUAUGGGGAAGGAGGUCGAAAAUCUUAUCUUGGAGAACAACGAACUUCUAGCUACCAAGAACGCUUUGAAUGUCGUGAAAGAUGAUUUAAUCGUAAAGGUUGACGAACUAACCGGUGAGCAAGAAAUACUAAGGGAGGAAGUAGCGAAUCUUAGUGCCGCUAGAGAAAAGCUUAGAGAACGCGUCACCCAGCUUGAAGAUGAAUUGAGACAUUUGAAAGAAGCAAUGACCUCAAAUGCUGGUGGUGCGGAGAAUGAGGAUGAAGCUGAUGUUCCAAUGGCCCAAAGAAAGAAAUUCACUCGCGUGGAAAUGGCUAGAGUUCUAAUGGAACGCAAUCAAUAUAAGGAACGCUAUAUGGAGUUGCAAGAUGCCGUACGAUGGACAGAAAUUGUUAGGGCAAGUCGUGUCGAAUCUACCAUGGAUAAGAAGAGCAAGCAAAGCAUUUGGACAUUUUUCAGCAAACUAUUUAGUACAUCUGAGCGUCCACAGCGCCCUUUAUCGACGCCGCAUUUAAAAGCGGUGGCAGCUCCUCAGCCAGCGAUAAGACAUUCGAGAACUCAAGCGGAUUUUCUUGAAACCCAGCUGUCUGAUCAUCAUCACAGGCGGCAAGAGAGAACUGAACAAUUUCGCCAGGUAAGAGCUCACGUUCGAAAAGAAGAUGGUAGAACCCAGGCAUAUGGUUGGAGCUUGCCCGGGAAAACUGAUCAAGGGCAGAAGGGGCCUAAUGUAUCACUCUCGUCAGGAGGAGUUCCAGUACCUGUGCCUGUAUUUUGCAGACCCCUAGCGGAAACAGAGCCUCGUAUGUCACUGUUAUGCGCUGCGGCUGUUAAUUUGACUGGUGGAAAACGCUUCAAUCCAGGAAACAUCGACAACACUGCAAUGUGUUUAGCAUACGAAAUAAGCAAGGCGCAAUCCGCGGGCUCACCAGAAGUGGAGCAAGUUCCUGCUGAUCCAUCAACUCACAUUCCCAAUAACCCCGAGAAUAACUUGUCAUCCCUCGUCUGGAUAUGUUCUAGUACACAGAAUAAGGGUGUUGUUAUGAUUAUUGACGCGAAUAAGCCAGCUGAGGUGAUAGAAUCGUUCCCUGUGAGUGACAAACAUGUUUUGUGUAUCGCGUCUGUGCCUGGCGCUGUUGAAGAAGAUUUCCUGGAGUAUAAAGAAAGGAUGAAUAAGAAUGAAACCAAACGAUAUUCCGGAUCUUUGUUCUGUGGUGUUAGUAAGAGUGAUUCGACAGAGAGUCAAAUCAAUGGAAUUGCCAUAUUUGGCAAUGUGAAUGGGCCCAGCGAUGGUGAUGGAAAGGAAAUAAUAGUGGGAAGCACUCGAAUGGUACAAGCAAACAUCCUCACACCUCCCAGUACUCCAAUCAAAGAGACUGGUCCUAUUAAUACUCCGAAAGAAUCAGCAAUAGACAACGUUGAAGAAGACCUCGACAAAGUCCUGUCAGAAAGUCCGCCAUUAAGCUCUACGCCAAUUAAUAGUAAAGAUACUGAGAGACGCACAUCACCAGAACGCGGUGUAGAUGCGUUCGCUGAACAGUCGAAUGCUGGAAGAGUUAUAGACGACCGUGUAACGACAGCCUUACCUACUAUGUGGUUGGGUACUAAGAGUGGCAAUUUGUAUGUGCAUUCCGCAGUGUCUGAGUAUGGAAAGUGUCUCGCGAGAGUGAAAUUGAACGAUGCAAUCCUAGCAAUCGUAGCGUGUUGGUCGAGAUGUAUUGUAGCGUUGGCUGAUGGUACAGUCGCUAUUUUCUCACGCCUUGCAGAUGGACAAUGGGACUUCUCACAAUAUUGUCUCAUGACGCUAGGCGAUCCCAAGUGUUCAGUUCGUUGUCUAAGUGCCGUGGGAAGUGGGACUGUAUGGUGUGGUUAUCGUAACAAGGUGCUCGUUAUCGACCCGCGUGCGUGUACGUUGCUACAUACGCUCGAAGCACACCCGCGACAAGAGAGUCAGCUACGACAGAUGUGCGCUGAUGGAGAUGGAGUAUGGGUCACCAUCAAGAUGGAUUCAACUUUGCGCUUAUACCACGCUCAUACAUACCAACAUCUCAUUGACGUCGAUAUCGAGCCCUACGUCAGCAAAAUGCUCGGUACUGGCAAGUUGGGUUUCUCCCUCGUGAGAAUAACCGCCCUACUUAUCAGUUCCGGUCGCCUGUGGAUCGGCACAAGUAACGGCGUGGUGAUAUCUGUUCCCCUAUCCGAUACCGGGCACCACUCUAGUCCCGGGGGGGUUAUUCCGCUGUGUUCGAUGAAGCACGCCCAGCUCAGCUUUCACGGGCAUAGAGAUGCUGUGACAUUCUUCGUGGCUGUUCCCAAGGCUGGAUCGCCGAUAAGCCCGGACUCCCCUGAAAAUUGUCCUACGACCCCACCGAUACUUGUCAUUUCGGGUGGGGAAGGAUAUAUUGAUUUUAGAAUAGCUGAUUCAGAAAUGGAAGACAGCGUGGUAGUUGCUGAGGAUGGAGCUUCGGGUGGGCAUGGUUCGUUCGUCGAGCGAGCGACAAAAAGUCACCUUAUCGUAUGGCAAGUAGAGACCGCCUAACGUACGGCCAGCCGUGCACGCGUUGAUUCCGAGUCGGAUUACGUAUACGUUUGUACGUCCGAUAAACCGGCGAUUUCCUACAAUGCGUAAGCUGAUGGGUUUGUUCGGAGCGGAUUAAUUGGGGAGGGUGAUAGUUCUGAUGUACAACGUAAAAAUAUUUGUAAUCCGUGAAAGUUGUAAUAUACUUAUUAACUUUUUGCCAGCUCUAAGUCGACCUCGAAUCAUACGUUGAUUUUGUGUACAACAGAAUUAUCACUUCGGUACACUAAAAUAAGAUUUCGAUUCAUUAGAUAACAUUAAACUAAUAAGGAAUCCUUUUUUUUCUCUACUAACUUUUUAGGUUCCCCAAUAAUUUGACAUUUGACAUUUGAAUGGAUUUAAAGGUGUGCAAUAUUUGACAUGAAGGAAUUUUGUUAACGUAGUGAUGGUUUAUAAAUGCGUUUACUCACCACUCACGUGAUGAUGAUAGAAUAAGGUCAAAUUUGGAAGAUAUUAUAAUCAUUUUUGACAUGGAUCCAGGAUAAAGUUAAUACAUCUUUCGAGAAUCCUUUCGGCCCCUCAGCGCACGCACAUUUCUGACUCAUUAGUGCACGGCUCAUGGACACGGUUUUAUUAUAUAGUGUUAUAUAGUUAUCGUUUGUGCUUCAAUGCGUUGAAUUCGCUUUUAAGUUAGUGUAAGACUUAUAAAGGGGUACGUGUGUGGAUAAUAUGGAUUUAAUGUUUUUUGUUUAUGAAUUUAAGUGUAUCUGUUGGGAUGAAAAAUCUCAAUGAUAGUGCCAUCUUGAAAUAUUUCAAAAACGAAUAGUGGACUGCGUACACUAUGUACGCGGUCUUCUUUCUUGACUAUUGAAUUAUAUUAUACAAUUUCGUUUGUUUGACUAUAAUAUUUUCUGUUAUUGAGAUAUUUUUGCGCAUUGUGGUGCUGAGGUAUGGAAUGUUUUCGUAUACACAUACAUGUUGCCCCUAUUUAAAUUAUAAUAAGCCAGCUAAGGGCGUACUUAAUGUACGUUAGGUAUUGAAAAUUAGUACUUACUGCUACUGGUACAUCUGCUUUAUAGAUAAUACAAGAAAUGAGAUGCCAUAUUAUAGCGCGGUGCGCAACCUCGGCUGGCUAAGUUUUGUAUUAUAUCCCCAAAUUAUUUAAAUGUACACCAUGUACAAAGUGUUAUGAUUUAUAUUUCGUGAAACGUAUUGAAAUUAAUCUCAUUUAGAAAUAAUGUACAAGUAAUAACCACCAAAUAAAUCAUUAUAGUAGGUGUAGUAUAGGUAAGUUAAGAUUUAGGCACGACCCGAAUCAUAUUAGCAUACGAAUUUCUCAUGUUGAUAACGGGCUGUGGUCUCAUCUGCAUUACGAUAUUUAUUAUAUAAGUAAUACCGAGUGAUAUGUACCAAUGCUUCAUUAAUAGUGUGUGAUUUAGAAGUUUCGUUUUGUUAAACACUUGUAAGGCAUUGCAGUUAAAAGUAAAGUUUUGACGUCUCGUAGAGAGGUGCCCUGAUACUGGAGAUAAUAUAGAUAUAUAAAUAGAGAAGAAAAAAAAUCAUAUAGUUAGCUUUAUUUAACUAAACGUUUAUUGAGUAAUUUCUUUAUAUAUCAUGUCUUAAGAGUAUUUCCUCUAGUAUAUAGGGUACUUUCUCUCCAGGUAUAUAACAAAUAGCACAAAACCCUAAAGCUGAUUCCGUCUUAGUACUUUAAAUACAAGUUUGCUGAUGUGUCGAGUGUUUACUUAUCGGUUAUGUCCAAUGGUGCAAAAUUUAGUUAGGUGUAGUAUGAUUUUAGUAUAAUUUAAACAUUUAAGGCCGUUUUUCGGUGUUCUGUUACAAUAUACUUGUAGUUAAAUUUAGUUAUUUUAACGAUUUGUUUUCUUAUUAUAAGUAUAAUUCUGAUUGGACGAUCAAAUUUUGGUUGAUACUUACACUUAAAAAAAAAAGAAUUAUUUAUAUUGUCAUAUUUACACUUGAUUUUCUUUAUUCAAAUACAAUUUGUUAAUCAAAUAUUCUCCAGACAUCACUCUCUACAUUGUGUAGAAUAUAUUUAAAAAGUUUCUAUUUUAUUUUGAAUUUUUCUGUAUACACAUAGUUGUUAAAUUACGGUUUUUUGUAUUUAGUUAAUAGUUUACACUUAGAUUUAAAAAUGUCGACUUUCAUUACAUGGCAUAUUCUGCUAUCAAACCUAGUCACACGAAACGACUUAGGAUAAUUAAAUAAGCCUAUAUUGUUUGCGAAUUACGAGCUGAUGCCGUUUAUAUUAAUUAGCUUUCACAAUCAAUAAUUAGAUGGGUAUUAGUUAGAGAUAAGAUGUAAUUCGAAAUUGUCAAUGCGGCUCAUUGUAGCUGAUCAUUGGAUGAAAUUAAACAAUACAUUUGGUAAUAUAGAUCUUGAUUUAUUGCUAUAAAGUCGGUGAAUUAACGGGGAUUUGAUAUUUAAUAGUGUAUUAGUGGUCAUGCUAAGCCUCGAGUUUCUUUACCAAGAGUAUUGUGAAAACAAUUUUCUUAUAUUUUUUUGUAGAGUUUUAUUUAUGUAACCCCAAUGACAUAAUCUUACUUUAAAAUGUAACAAUCAUAAUCACGUUAUUUACUAUUUAUUUCGUACAAACUUAAUAAUAAACAUUAAAUCAUCCGCUAUACAAUAUAAUUAGUGAUUAAAGUUUAUCUUGUUUGUAAUACGCAAUCCAAUAAAGCGCUGCUAAUAAAA